UUAAAAGAACAUCUAUAACUCAAAAUACUGAGGAACACUAAAACAUGAAGAGCGGUUAUACAGUUGGGAUACUAAUAAUUUUAUUAGUAUCAUCAACUUUUUUAACCGCUGAUGAAUCAGAAUUUAUUAGUGAUUUAAAGAGAGUAUUCAAGGGUAAAUCUUAUGAAGAAAUAUUCUCAGGUAACAGUUAUUGCUCUAAAAAUAUUACAUGUGAUGGCAAAGGAAAUAUAAUACAUAUACAUCUUGAGAAUCUUGAUCUUCCUGAUAAUUACCUGCCAGAUUCAAUAUCUACCCUGGCCCACUUAGUGGAUUUGCGUAUUCUUAAUAGUAGAAUUAGAAUAAAUUGGAAUAGCAUUAAUUCAGAUUUAUUAAUAUACAGUUUAAAAACCAUAGAAAUUACGGGAAAUAACGCUCUGGAAUUCCCAUCAUCCUUGAAACAUCUAGGUCUGACCAGCCUAAACAUUUCUAGAAAUAACAUAUCACAUUGUUUAAAUAAUAUUUCACUUCCUAUAACUCUGCAACAUAUCGAUAUGUCGAAAAAUCGUCUUCAUUGUAAUAUUAUGUCCUUUAGUACAUUUUCAAACCUACAAACGUUAAUUCUUUCGAACAACGAGCUAAGUGGUGAAAUUCCAACAUUCAGUAAAAGCUCAAAGUUAUCAGUUUUAAAUCUUUCAUAUAACAUGUUUUCAGGUAAUCAUCCGUCUUUCAAUA
Molecule: messenger RNA, 711 nt
Organism: Schistocerca gregaria
Lineage: Eukaryota; Metazoa; Arthropoda; Insecta; Orthoptera; Acrididae
Molecular function (GO): protein binding
Source: RefSeq, a predicted model, not a curated record